AUGUGCGAGAGAACACCAAACACCAAACGUGGCCAGAAAGUUCUCAAAGUCACAGCCGUCGACAGGAGACCAGGGCCAAAAUGCGGUAGUGAGGUUGGUCUUGUCUCUUGGUACUCGAUACUGGAACAAAGUCCAUUUUCAAUCGAUAAAGCCACUGGAGAGAUCCGAGUCGCUGAUACAGUGGACCGCGAGCUGAUCAACGAAUACAAACUGACAAUUCAAGCGACUGAUUCAGGAAGGUAUCGACGGCUCACAUCAACUGCACAGCUGACCGUAUUUGUUGACGAUGAGAAUGACAACAGUCCAAUUAUCAGGAAUAAGCUGCUCGACGUCUUUGUCCCGAAGGAUUUGAGAAGUGGUGACGUUGUUCAUGUGGUAGACGCCAUUGACUUUGACGAGAACGCGACUCUAUCGUACAACAUUUCUGGGCCAGACGCUCGGUUCUUUGCCAUCAAUUCUCGAGGAGAAAUCAUUGCCAAAGGUAAGCUUCAUCAAGUCUAUACCGUGCUAGAAAUGAAAGCGUACUACUCAAUUACUGUAGGAGUUUUUGAUAAGGAUGGACUAAACACGAGCGCAAGUUUCACCUUCUACCUGGACGAUCGUAACAAUUUUCCGAGGUAA
Molecule: messenger RNA, 621 nt
Organism: Ostertagia ostertagi
Lineage: Eukaryota; Metazoa; Nematoda; Chromadorea; Rhabditida; Trichostrongylidae
Source: the annotation of a GenBank genome assembly